Messenger RNA from Pseudovirgaria hyperparasitica, 1575 nucleotides. RefSeq lists its product as uncharacterized. Gene Ontology annotation, cellular component: nucleus. Gene Ontology annotation, molecular function: ubiquitin binding. NCBI's taxonomy places the organism in Eukaryota, Fungi, Ascomycota, Dothideomycetes, Acrospermales, Acrospermaceae. The record is from RefSeq and is a predicted model, not a curated record. Bases 1 to 1575 code for a protein of 524 amino acids. Gene Ontology annotation, biological process: proteasome-mediated ubiquitin-dependent protein catabolic process. The transcript is spliced from 2 exons.
AUGGAUGAGAACAUAGCAAACUUCACUGCCAUCACGUCGGCAGAUCCCGACAGAGCCGCUCAGUACCUUCAGAUCACCGAUAACAACCUAGAACAAGCGAUCGCCUUAUUCUUUGAGGGCUCAAACGAUCUCGAUCUGGGUGGCUCUAACCAAGCCCAAAGUUCCGCCACUCUUCCUGCUCAGUCCGCGGGAACCCGUCCUUCGAAUCACAAUGACGAGGAUAUCAUAACGAUAGAUUCAGACGAUGAUAUGGACUUUGAUGCUGGCACCAGCGCUGCCAGCCGCCCACCUGCGAAUGUAGAAGAUGACGAAGCCAUGGCACGUCGCCUGCAAGAAGAAAUGUAUGGCAGCGCUGGUGCUGGCGGCGACCCGGAAGAGGUGAGAGCACCAAUGGCCCGGACAACGGAGACCCUGGUAGGAGGGCCGGGGCGCUGGGACGAUCCGGACGAUCUCAACGCUGCAGUAGCGGAGCAGAUGCUGGCUCGCCAAAGGCAACUUGCCCAACACAGUCGAGCAGGCAUUUUCAACCAGAGAACUGUGCCAUCAUCAGUAUGGGACGAAGAAGAAGGCAGCGCCUCAAACGGCACUCGACGUCGUCACUUGUCGAGAGCAACAGGCGGCGCGUCUGAAGCAUCCAGCAAGUCCAAUUUACUAGCUGAAAUGUAUCGACCACCCUUCGAGCUCAUUUGCCGACUACCCUGGGAUCAAGCCAGAGAUCAGGGUAAGUCAGAAGAGAAAUGGAUCAUUGUGAACGUACAAGACUCGGCCAUCUUCGACUGUCAAGUGCUAAACCGCGACAUCUGGAAAGAUGCUCAAAUCAAAGACACAAUCAAGGAGAACUUCCUGUUCAUGCAAUACCUGAAGGAGGAUCCACAGGGACAGCAGUACAUACAAUACUAUUUCCCAAAUCGCGACAGCAACGACGCGUACCCGCACAUCGCAAUCGUCGACCCUCGCACCGGCGAACAGGUGAAGGUAUGGUCGGGGUCUCCGAUACCGAAAGCUCCGGAGUUCCUGAUGCAGCUUCACGAGUUUCUAGAUCGAUAUAGCCUGAAAUCUCACGUUCGGAACCCAGUCGCGACCAGGAAACCCGAGAAGAAACCUGUUGAUGUCGGAAGGAUGACAGAGGAAGAGAUGCUGGAGAUGGCCCUGCAGAACAGCUUGGGUGCAAGCAGCGGUGCAGGACCUCGCGAUGAGGAUCCUGAUGAACUAACGAAGCAGCCUGAUGCGUCUAGCAAAGGCAAAGAGAGGGCAGAGGCAGAGCCUCCUGCUCCCGAGCCCUCAGCAUUUUCCAAGAUACCAUCAGACAAACCACAUGACAUUCCAGACAAUACACCCAACUCGACCAGGAUUCAAUUCCGCCACCCAGAAGGCCGCACGAUCCACCGAUUCGCCCUAGCCGAGCCAGUACAGCGAAUCUACGAGUGGCUCAAAGCAUCUCCGCUGCAGGGCAAAGAAGGGGUUGAAUUCGAGCUCAUCGCCAAUGGCAAGAACCUCAUUGAGGCACUAGACACCACAAUCGGCGAUGCCGGGCUCAAGAAUGGCACUGUAAUGGUCGAACUGUUGGAUUCGUGA